This is a messenger RNA of Clarias gariepinus (North African catfish), 3430 nucleotides long. It is a transcript of the gene mov10a, whose product is annotated as Mov10 RISC complex RNA helicase a. The record is from RefSeq and is a predicted model, not a curated record. NCBI's taxonomy places the organism in Eukaryota, Metazoa, Chordata, Actinopteri, Siluriformes, Clariidae. Gene Ontology annotation, molecular function: RNA binding; 5'-3' RNA helicase activity; ATP hydrolysis activity. The transcript is spliced from 22 exons. The coding region runs from base 44 to 3076 and encodes 1010 amino acids.
GUCUUUCAGCUGAAUCGGAGCGGCAGCGGCUGAUACCGGAGCAAUGCCUACACUCAGAGAAGUUUAUGAAGUUGGACUGGAUUUCAUCGAGUUCUUGGGAGAAAGAAAAUCAAAAACGAACAAGAACGAGCUACAAGACAUUUACAACUUCGAGUUCAAAAGGGAAGGAGGGCCCAAUUUUUCCAGGUUGGUUAACGCCUUGCAGUUCUUCAACCAAGCCAGUGUCAAACCGGGAAAAGUUAUCCUGCGUGCCCAGUCUCAGGUUCGUCUGUACUACUGUGACCAAUGGAGAUCCAGCACUCACUCAAGGCCCACUGCAGGUCGAUCAAGACCUGAUCAUGAAAACAGCACAGGUCCUGACUCUAGACCGGGGGCUGCAUCCUCAUCACCCAAUGUCAACCCUGUCCUUACUCCAAAGAAACGACUGGCUCAGGAUAUCCUUAAAAAGCUCAGGAAAAACAGACCACAGCUUAUCUCUGACAAGGGAGGCAUCGAGAUCACGUCUUCUCCACUGAGCAUAAACGGAAAAGUUGUGCUCAACAUUGAGCUUCUAGAUACAGUGUACGUAGUGAGGUUUCAGAUCGUAAAUAAUGGGCAAAAGUGCAUUCACUUCACCUUCUACACAGCACUGCACAGGAUACGUUGCUUCACUUUAGUCGAUGAGAGAAGAGUGAGCAGGGUUUCCCCUCUGCUUCUUUGUCCAGGUGAGAGCUAUGCGGUUGAAGUGAAGUACCAAGCUCACCACUAUGGCUACUUCCCAGCCACCAUGUACUUUGAGUUCUGCCCUGAGCCAGAGUCCUCGGACCCUCCCAAACCAUUCUGCAUUGUGAGGGAGAUUGAGGCUGUGGUGCACACUCAGCUCGGCAGCGAGCUGGGCCCAACGAGUCAGUAUAGACCCAGACAGAAAGGGCGAAACCGCCCCAAGGACCGAGUGGUGGAGGAGGGUGUGCCUCCUGAGAGUAGUCUGACAAAUGCUUUAAAACCAGCUAUGAAGCUAAAAGACUAUAAGUACUCAGCUUACCUGAAGAACUUGGUCAAGCAUUGGAAUGCUGAUAUUGAGAAACUUUCCCCCACAGUUCAGCAGCAGCUUCUCAGAGUGAGAGGUGUGUUGGAGUCGCCCCUGUGUAUAAAGCAGUACGCUGAACGUUUACAUCUUGUUCUACACCUAGAGGAGAUUCAAAUGGAGGAGGAUAUAAAGAAGUAUGAUAUGUACGGCCAGACCAUGAAAAAGGACAAAACUAACAAAAACCUGCUUGUGCUGCAGGUGCCUGGAGUGGCAGAGAACAGGCCAUCAGUGUUAAGAGGAGAUAGCUUGAAUGUGUACUUGUCAAAUAAUAAGACUCAACCUGUCACUAUGUAUAAGGGCUAUGUUCAUCGUGUAGAGCUGGAGAGCAUUAAACUGGGCUUUUCGAAGAAGCUUGUACAGAAGUUCAUUGUCAAUAUGAAAUUCAAUGUGGAGUUCAGCUUUAAUCGUUUGCCACUUAAACUUAAGCAUCGUGCCGUACAGCUGGCUGCUGACCGCAGGCUAGGAGAUGUAUUGUUUCCCACUCUCAAUGGAAUCAGGCAGGCGGGAUUGCCACAGCUAAGGAUUUACAAUCGAGAUUUGGAGUCCAACCCUGAGCAAAAGGCGGCUGUUCAACACAUUUUGUCUGGCCAGCAUAAACCUGCCCCAUACCUGAUCUUUGGCCCACCUGGCACAGGAAAAACUGUCACAAUGGUGGAGGCCAUAAAGCAGGUAAUUAAAUCUAGCCCUGGUGUCCAUCUUCUGGCCUGUGCCCCUUCCAAUAGUGCUUGUGAUCUGCUAUGUGAGAGGUUACUGGGAUUUGUGGAUUCCCAUCGUCUGUUUCGUCUCUAUGCCAGCAGUAGAGACUCUCGUACUGUGCCACAUAAACUACUGAAAUACAGCAACUGGGUUGAAAGUCAGGACAGUUUCGUAUCGCCCUCUAAGGAAACUUUGAUGGACUACACUGUCAUUGUGGUCACACUCAUCACUGCAGGAAGGCUUGUAUCUGGAGGCAUACCAGUGGGCCACUUCUCACACAUCUUCAUAGAUGAAGCUGGACAAGCUGUGGAACCUGAAUGUGUUGUUGGAAUUGCCGGUCUUCUUCAUCCUGAAAAGGGACAGCUGGUUUUGUCUGGAGACCCUAAACAGCUUGGCCCUGUCCUUAGAUCUCCACUGGCACAACAACAUGGACUUGGGGUUUCACUGUUGGAGAGGCUCAUGACUGACAGCCCCGUCUAUGAGAAGAAACAAGAUGGCCUCCAGGGUUAUGACAGUUGCUUUGUCACCAAGUUGCUACGUAACUACAGGUCUCACCCUGCCAUUCUAAAAAUCCCUAAUGAACUUUUCUAUGAAAAUGAGCUGCAAGUAUUUGCAAAUCAGAUACAGCGAGAGGCCUUCUGUCAGUGGGAGCACCUUCCAAAACAGGGCUUCCCGGUGAUUUUCCAUGGGGUGAUGGGAAAAGAUGAGAGAGAAGCAAACAGUCCAUCCUUUUUCAAUGUGAGCGAGAUAGAGGUUCUUGUCUCCUACCUCAAAAAACUCCUGCAAAGUCAGGGAAAGAAGGGGCUCCCCAAACUCAGUGCCACUGACAUUGGCAUCAUUGCACCCUACAGAAAGCAAGUGGAGAAAAUGCAGAAAGCUCUCAGAACUGUAAGAGAACUACAUCAGUGGAAAGACAUUAAGGUGGGCUCAGUGGAGGAGUUCCAGGGGCAGGAGAAAAUGGUGAUUAUGGUGUCUGCAGUCAGAAGCAGCAACAACUAUGUUAAGAUGGACCAAGAUUUUAACAUUGGUUUCCUCACAAAUGAGAAGAGGUUUAAUGUAGCCAUGACCCGAGCCAAAGCUCUGCUCAUUGUGGUAGGAAACCCUGUCAUCCUGGGCAAGAAUCCAAUCUGGCAGAGGUUUCUUCAGUACUGUGAACAGGAGCAUGGUUACACUGGCUUCGACUACAGGGAUUUUGAGGGAGAGGACGACAUGGUGACUCGGCUGGCAUCUUUAAAAAUCCAUACGCCCGAAGAUGAACUAGAAGAGAGUGCAGUGCAACAGCAUGUGCAUCCAGAGUGGAGGAGUGAACAGUAAAACUUCUCACACAUCAACCAUCAACCCCUGCACUCAGUGAGACACUGAAUGGUGGCUAUUGCAACAGGUCCCCAAACUGCUGUUAUGGCACUUUCAAAAGUUCAAACCAAUUAUAUAAUCAAUACUACCUUUACACUUUAAUGUGAAAUGGUUUUACAUUGUUUUUCUCUUAAAUUAUAUUUUUCCUAGUUCAAUUAAGUUGUCGUAAAUUGAAGAUUAUCAGUUUAUGUUCCAGAUCUAAACAUUAUUUCUUAAUUAUCAUCAAGCACUUCGCACAAAGUCAUGCCUACUGUAUGUGUUCCAUGAUUUCUUGUUUUCAGAAUGAAUUGUUAAUCUUUUAUAUAUCUUUUUAUA